Messenger RNA from Alternaria novae-zelandiae, 1218 nucleotides. RefSeq lists its product as uncharacterized. NCBI's taxonomy places the organism in Eukaryota, Fungi, Ascomycota, Dothideomycetes, Pleosporales, Pleosporaceae. The record is from RefSeq and is a predicted model, not a curated record. Gene Ontology annotation, molecular function: protein binding. The coding region runs from base 1 to 1218 and encodes 405 amino acids. The transcript has 2 exons.
AUGCCUGCCUUCCCCAAACCCCCCACCGAAGACUCCAGGUCAGUUUUCUGGAUGCUCCGGUCGUUCACCAUUGGCAAGGAGCAGAAAACCACUGGCCCUACAAGCCUGUUCCUCGAUCGCGCCAACGCUGAGUUUGGCUUCGUCGCAUACACAUCUGCUAGCAUCGCAUUCGUCCUCCGCUUCCCCGAAACCAACGAGCCAAUCUAUUUCCAAGCUAAAACCGCACGUGCAGCAGCCUGGCGAGACAAGAGCAAGAAAGUGUCAAUCCUCUUCCAACACCUUCAAGUUGAUCUUGAGUUUGCGUCACCGGACCAAGCUCGUAGUUUCCUAGAUGUGCUGGAGGAUAUUGCGACGGCAGCUGGGAAUCAUUUCUUCUACAGCUACGAAGUGCCACAGUAUGCGCACCGUCCCACAUUCGAUAUCGUGUCUAAGACUGAAAAUGGCGGUAGGAAAGUCGCAUUCGUCAAGCCCGACUUCGACAUGGAACAACAAGGUUUCACGAGCCGCGCUCCACAACCUUGGAUGGCCGUUCCCGCCGACUCUUCCGAGUGGCCUCGCCUCCGUAAAACAGGCGAAUGGUCAGACUUCACCGUUUUCGCAGGUGGCAGUCAUUUCGCCGUCCAUCGCGUGAAAGUAUGCAAAGAGUCAUACUACUUCAGAGCCGUAUGCAGCGGCGGCUUCUCAGAGACCGCAAAACAAUCCAUCGAACUCCCAGAAUCGGCUCAAGUCGUAUCCACGCUUCUGGAUGAGAUGUACGGUGUUUACAACCCGACUACUGGUUCCAUCUUCACGAAUUUCGCGCUGAGAAUGGAGAUUGAGAAGGAGCUUAUGAUGAAUCAGCUUUUGGAUCUGUUCAUUGCUGCGGAUAAGUACAACCUCAACCCCAUCAAGCGCCGCGCCGCCGAAGCCAUCAUCGACCGCCUCCCCUUCAUCACCGACCCCCUCAUGAUCGUCGACCUCGCUACAUGCAUCUACCACGAGCAGUGUCCUGAGAACGACCGCGGACUGCGCAGGGCUAUCAUCGAGUGUGUGGGGUUGCGCAUGCCGGCUAUACUGGAGGAUGAGAGUGCUUGGGAGGAGUUCUCGGAGAAUAGGCAUGUGCUGAGGGCUUUUCAUGUGGCGCUGUGUGAGAGGGGUGAGGGUGGUGGGUUGGUUGGUGGUGUGUUUGGGGGUGGAGGCGGAGGUGGGAUUGUGACGCCGCCUGCUACGCCUAGGUAG